AUGAAACGAGAGCGGCCGUGGUUGUGGGUCGUCUACGUGCUCUGCAUCUUGAUCCCUAUUAUUCUCAUCGGUGUGUGCUGCUUCGGGCGCAAAUCCAAUGCUGACUAUGCCGCUGAAAGGAAGAAGACAGAUGCCCCCGAUCUUGAUGACGAGGUGCCCAACUUGGUUGACGACGAGGAAGACGAGAAGGACUUGGAUGAAGCUGAGAUGGAAGAGGCUGAGAAAAGUUCUGAAGGAAAACGUAGUCCACAUGGAUCGCCGAAGGCAGAGAAAGGCGCUGGGGAUUUGGAGGACGAAGAGGGCAGCAACAGCGAACCCGAGGUGGUGAACGUCGAAGCAGAAGAGGCUGGACCAUCAGCUCCCAAGAAGUCACCAACCGUCACAAAGAGGCGUGUUCGUAGGCAAGAUUAA
Messenger RNA from Cooperia oncophora, 411 nucleotides. The record is from the annotation of a GenBank genome assembly. NCBI's taxonomy places the organism in Eukaryota, Metazoa, Nematoda, Chromadorea, Rhabditida, Trichostrongylidae.